Messenger RNA from Limulus polyphemus (Atlantic horseshoe crab), 3287 nucleotides. Its product is annotated as protein KIAA0556-like. Lineage: Eukaryota; Metazoa; Arthropoda; Merostomata; Xiphosura; Limulidae. The annotation marks the transcript as partial. The record is from RefSeq and is a predicted model, not a curated record. The transcript has 12 exons.
ACUAUUUUAUUUACCACUGAUGAUGGUAUAUUAGAAGCCAUAUCUCACCACGACAAGACGUUCGGUGAGUAUCUAAUCAACCCAGCUGUAGCUGCCAGAGAAGACAUUACAGAACGACCUCAGACUGGCAAUAAGGACAGUGGAGUUGAGCGCCCUUUUACCACAGCUAAUCCUUUUGCCCAGUCUCAGUUUCGGAGACGAUCCCUUACAGUAGAUAGUAUGGAUGUAUUGGACUCGGGAAAAAGCAAAAAGUUUAUUGGACAGUGCUUGAUUUUGACCUUCACAGCCACAUGGGGAGACUCCCAAACUAUUGGGCUUACUGGCUUGGAAGUGCUAGAUUCUAGUGGAGAACCUGUGGUGUUGUACCCACACAUGUUGUCAUGUUCUCCAGUAGACUGUCGCAAUCAUCUAAUAAGAGUAAUUGAUGGAGAAAACUUAACAGUGUCUGAAGAACAUAUGUGGUGUAUAGAAUUCGUAGAUCACUGCCCUCCUACUAUAACUGUUUCUUUUGGUCAACCUUUGAGUAUUAGUGGUCUUCGAGUGUGGAAUUAUAAUGCAUCUUUAGAGGAUUCUUACAGAGGUGUAAAACACCUAUCUGUAACUUUAGACAGCAAGCGUCUAUCCCCUACAGAUGGGUUUUUAGUAAGGAAAGGACCAGGGCAUUGUUACUUUGAAUAUUCCCAAGAAAUCAGUUUUGAAGGUCCACCAUCUCUCUAUAACAGCGAUUCUCUCUUAACUUCUUUACCCAGGAGAAGUUCAGAUGACCUUCUUACUGAUUAUGAGGCUCCUGUAAUGCCUCAGGGAUUUGUGUUUGAACUUCACUUGCUGUCCACUUGGGGUGACCUCUAUUAUAUUGGUCUCAAUGGAUUGGAGGUGUAUGAUGUUGCAGGCAGGAAGAUUCCUUUGACAGAUAAUAACAUCGCAGCCCAUCCUGAUAGUGUCAAUGUAUUAGAAAACAUAUUUGGUGAUGUGAGAACUCCGGACAAGCUAAUUGAUGGUAUGAACAAUACGUCAGAUGGAUGUCACAUGUGGCUUGCUCCUUUGUUACCAGAUAUUGUGAAUCGUAUAUACAUUAUCUUUGAUCACCCUGUUAUAGUGUCCAUGAUUAAACUGUGGAAUUAUUCAAAAACUCCUAACAGAGGAGUGAGAGAAUUUGGGCUUUUAGUGGAUGACCUUCUGGUGUAUAAUGGAGUCCUGGCCCAAGUUCGACAAGGAGCUGGCAACUCGACUUACCACACUAUUCUCUUUACAACAGACAAAGAUAUUGUGAACCGUGAGAGGCAUACUAUCAUUCGAAAUCAAGAUAUUGGUAACGAAAUAAAACUGACUAAUGAUUCUGGAGGAAGUUAUAGGGAUCGAACAAAAUUUGUAGAUCAAGCUCUCCGUCCAACUACUGGUGUAAUUGAAAGUCCAAAACGAAUUAUUAAACCAUUUUAUAGGUGAUGAUUUAUGACCUGGUUAUCAACAAACCUGGAGACAUUCUGAAGUCCCUUCUGUUAAUUUUAUUUGUUGGAAACUUACAAUCUGUAAAGAAAACUUUAUCCUCUUGUUAUUUUAUAUUCAUCAUUAAGGUGCUUUUUGCACUAAUGCAAAAUAUUUGUGAAAUAUCAACACAUUUUGUAGGAAGAUUUUAUCUUUCUGUGCAUCUAGUUAGGCAUGUGGCUUCAGUAUUUUGAAGAAGUAACCCAUUAAUAGUGACUCCAGAAAUUAUAAAAAUUCAGUGUAACAAUCCUUUUCACCUCACUUUGAAAUUAUCUUCAUCACUGAUUUCACAUCUGUCUUACCACAAAUAGAGUAGGUGUAUUGGUGUGUUAUAUGUUUGUAGGUGGUAAAAAUUAUACUGAAUUUGAAGUUUUCUUGGACUGUAUAUGCCUGGAGUGUAGGAAUGGAUGAUGUUUUGAUCUCUGCACUGAGGCCUUCAUUUAAUUUCUAAAUAAACUGAGACGUUGGUCAGAAGUAUAUAAACUAACAGCAGCAUUUUCAGUGAUACAUAAUAACUAAUUAAAAGUCAGUUACAAGCCAUAAUGAAACUAUUAGAAGAUGAUUAAAUAACAAAGGAGUUACUAUAACAAUGAGGACUUAGAAAACUUGGUAUUUUAAUUUACAAUCACUGCAUUUGUUCAUAUCAUGUUUCAACAAUAAACACAGUAUUUGUAAGUAAAAUACAUCAUCAGGUUUAUCACCCAUCACCAUUGCAUUACAGAAGGUGAUAUCAAUAGCUUAAACGGAACUAAGUGUCAAUGGACGAAACGUGUUAUUACUUAGAUUCUCAAUAACAGCAGUUCUUUUAAUAGAAAACUUAUUAAUAAUCUUUCAAUUUCUAAAGGUAUUUUUUUACUUAGUAAAAAUAGAGCAGAUCAGAGCUGAUGAAGGUGAAGUACAAUAACACUUAUGAUUCUGUGUUAGUGGUUUGGGUGUCUUUCAUGUAUGUAAUAAUGUUGAAAAUUUAUUUUUACAGCGUUACAACACACAGCAUCUCAAACCGUUUGAGGUCUGUAAUAAUGUUGAAAACUUAUUUUUACAGCAUUAGAAAACACAGCAUCUCAAACCAUUUGAGGUCUGUAAUAAUGUUGAAAACAAUAUUUCAUUAGACAAUAUCCCAAGAGUUGGCAAUGGCUAAUGUUAACUAGCUACCUUCCUUCUAGUCUGUCACUUCAAAGCUAGGGAUGGCUAGCACAGAUAGCCUUCGUGUAGCUUUGCACCAAAUCCAUCAAAGAGUAAUAGUGAUUAUUUUAUGUCAUUUAGAGACAGAAUAUCAUUCACUCAAGGGAAGUGCAGCUCAUAAAAAUGGAAGAUUUAAUACAAUCAACCCAUCUUCUCAAACAACUAGUAAGUGUUUGUUUAGAGCAACAAAUAUGAAAUAAAAAGAAGCUAAAGUUAUAAACAAAGUGAGAUAUUAACAUAACAUUAACUGUAAUGAAAUAAAAGGAAGCUAAAGUUAUAAAGAAAGCGAGAUAUUAACAUAACGUUAACUGUAAUGAAAUAAAGGGAAGCUAAACUUAUAAACAAAGUGAGAUAUUAACAUAACGUUAACUGUAAUGAAAUAAAGGGAAGCUAAAGUUAUAAACAAAGUGAGAUAUUAACAUAACAUUAACUGUAAUGAAAUAAAGGGAAGCUAAACUUAUAAACAAAGUGAGAUAUUAACAUAACGUUAACUGUAAUGAAAUAAAGGGAAGCUAAACUUAUAAACAAAGUGAGAUAUUAACAUAACGUUAACUGUAAUGAAAUAAAGGGAAGCUAAACUUAUAAACAAAGUGAGAUAUUAACAUAACGUUAACUGUAAUGAA